Molecule: messenger RNA, 540 nt
Organism: Opisthocomus hoazin
Lineage: Eukaryota; Metazoa; Chordata; Aves; Opisthocomiformes; Opisthocomidae
Source: RefSeq, a predicted model, not a curated record
AUUGGCUUCCGCUACAUCAGCGAGGAGUGUCCCCUCGCCAUCGUCCUGCUCAUCACCCAGCUCGUCCUCACCACCAUCAUGGAGAUCUUCAUCACCGGCACCUUCCUGGCCAAGAUCGCCCGGCCCAAGAAGCGCGCCGAGACCAUCAAGUUCAGCCAGAACGCGGUGGUGGCCCAGCACAACGGCAAGACCUGCCUGAUGAUCCGCGUGGCCAACAUGCGCAAGAGCCUCCUCAUCGGCUGCCAGGUGACGGGCAAGCUCCUCCAGACCCACCUCACCAAGGAGGGCGAGAGCGUCCGCCUCAACCAGCUCAACGUGGACUUCCAGGUGGACACCUCCUCCUCCAGCCCCUUCCUCAUCCUGCCCCUCACCUUCUACCACGUGGUGGACGACAGCAGCCCGCUCCGGGACGUGGCCCUGCGGACGGGCGAGGGCGACUUCGAGCUGGUGGUCAUCCUCAGCGGCACCGUGGAGUCCACCAGCGCCACGUGCCAGGUCCGCACGUCCUACCUGCCCGAGGAGAUCCUCUGGGGCUACGAG